Messenger RNA from Anopheles funestus (African malaria mosquito), 14029 nucleotides. RefSeq lists its product as uncharacterized. Gene Ontology annotation, biological process: G protein-coupled receptor signaling pathway; regulation of G protein-coupled receptor signaling pathway; intracellular signal transduction. The coding region runs from base 2297 to 6301 and encodes 1334 amino acids. The record is from RefSeq and is a predicted model, not a curated record. Lineage: Eukaryota; Metazoa; Arthropoda; Insecta; Diptera; Culicidae. The transcript is spliced from 12 exons.
CCCCCCCUCCUCUACGACCAAAAUCUCUUCCAAAAGCUAGAGUGACAGUUACCGAACGAUUCUCUCAGCCGGAGACGGUGGCCGGUCACCGUGCAUUGCGUGCACUCACAUCCCAAAAAACUCCCGAGAGCGUAACUGGCAGAGCGACGACGGCCAACUAUCAACCGUGGGAUGGGGGGGGUGCGUUUGCCUUAAUAUAGGACGGCCACUGGUACGGCAAGCGUUAUUCCAGUGCAGUGUCUCGUACAGUGCGUUUAGUAGUGGUGCAAGUGCAGUCGCUGGUGCGUUUGCUACUUGCCAAUGUUUCGGUUGGUUUGGUUGACUCGGGCUAUAGUUCUGGUGUCGUGCAACUGCGGUAACGUUGUUUGUUUACACUGGUAGACUCUUCUCGCAGUAGGAAUGUAGGGUUUUUUGAAGUACCAGAUAGGGCGGUAUUGGUUUUAUUUUUUUUGACGGAUUUUAUGCAGACUUUGUGCAGCCAUCUAUCAACUUCCUCCAAGUGUUUGUUUUGAACGCAACAUUCACAUCAAUCAACUAACAGUACCUCACGCAUCAAAACGUUCGUGAGACGCUUCAAACAAACUCGCAUCACAAUACACCGUGGAGGAAUUCUUUACAAAAAGGGCUCGAAUUCCAACCUAAAGAGCAUUAGUGUUUCGAUAUCCGGAGAGAUCGAGUCAAGAUCAGACCAACCGAACCACUGUGUGAAUUGAUAGUGCAACAUCCAAGAUUACAGCUGUGGAUGGAGUAGAGUGGACGUUCGGCGACAUGCAACACGCUUGAUUCAGUCGCCUAGAUACAUGAGGGGGUGACAUCGAGAUGGGCCAGGGGCUCGAACCGUCAACUGCAGAUCUCUUUCUGUUCUCCCGGUCGCAGCCCCCCCAGCUUCCGUCUCGUACCGAUUUCUUCGAGCGAUCGAAGAAGCAAGCGCAUACUAAGGACAACAGUAGCAGCAGCAGCAGCAGCGAGGGAAGAAGCGGCAGCAACGGCCGUUCCGUUGCGAGUAACCGUGAUACGGGCGACGUACGGUUUGCGUUGACUGGAUGCAGCAAUAGCCACCGUAUUGUCGGUACAAAUAUACAGUCCGGUGCAGCUGUCCAUCACGCACAGCAACGGUGGCCCCCACUAACAUACUACACCAACUAUUUGCUGCAGUACAUCAGUGCGAUUGGCGUACGGUGGAUGUCAUUCGUUUGACGUUCUUCUUCAAACUUUCAUGAGUUUUCAACUAACGCACAAAACAAUGGAGUUUGGCUAGGAAUGGAACCGGGCCGUCAGUGAACAACGCUAAAGGUGUAAAAUCUCGUUCUCGAGUGGGAGUGAAAGCAAAUGUAGUAAAAUACGCACACUAACCACACGGGUGACCGAACUCCAGUAAAAAAAAAAUAAUAAUAAUAAUCACAGCAGCAAAACCGAAGACGACUAUCGCAGACGCAUUCACAACCCAGCAAGAAAGCAGAGCCGGUGACAGAUACAACAAAAACACACACACACAUAUACACACCUAGAAAACGUCACCGUCUGGAAGUAUUCCAAAACCAUAUCCACAUAAAACCGAACGGGUAUUACUCCUGUACAACUUUUCCCCUACCGCCACAAAGGGCACUCGAGCAGCAGUUGUGGUGAUACGUGGUGGAGAGGAAGAUUCAGCCCAAGGAUAUCGCUGAACCAGUACAUCCAUAGUAUCUCCAAGUCGUUGGUAGAGUGUCUGGUUUGCUACACUGUUCAGCACUAAGUAAACUCCAGUAAAAAUAACCUACUAUGACUGCGUGAUCCAGCCCGUACGCAGUCACAGCAUAAACUUCACCACAAACAAUAUCUCUCCAGAAAAUUCUCCGUUACCAAUACCUUCAACUACCUUUGACGCACUUACGCUAUCGGGCCUACUACUACUUGUGCUAUCGUUGGCUCUCUUUCUCACUGUCUGUCUGUAAGGACAUCCACCGUAACUAGUUAAAUAAUUGUGCCGAUUUGAGACUAAGCACGUCAGUAGCAUUGUUCAGAACUCCAGGCAUCUGGCGUGAAAACCUUGAAAACAGAACCAAUAGAGCAGAUAUAAUCAAUAACACCUACCACGCAACACCAACAACAUCAGUACUAUCCAAUUCUUAAGACCCGAAACAAUCACUACCGAUAAUAACGACUACACAGCAGCGACGACCUGCGACGGCUGCAGAGCAGUAAGUUGAGCCAGUUGCUGACAGCUGCCAGUCGUGGUCGUCGAUACCGAACCGAUCUUGACGAUUGACGCAAGGUGCCCGCCCAGAUAAAAAAAACCGACGUCGACGUGAACACGAUGGCCAUGGAUCCUCCCGAUGUAGUACUAUCGCCGGAGCGUGAAGGUGGCAUAGUAGCAACCGGUAGCGGUAGUAAAACUACCACAGCGGCGCUACUACAGCUACACCACAGAGCACAUCCACAGACACCACCGGCGGCGUUUCAUCUAGCGGGUGAGGUAGCCGGGCACCAGCAGCGCUCCGUGGUGCUGCUCCAGCAGUUGUCCACAACUACGUCGACGACUACGAUGGCGACGGUAACGCCGCCGAGCAGUAGUGGUGGCGGUGCUGGUGCCACCCAGUUCACGAGCAUUGCCGUACCGACGGCACUGCUCGCUUCAGCCGGCCAGCUACAAUCGGUCGCCGGUGGGUCGAACAGUUCCGCGGUGGCAACUCCUUCCAGUUUGGCUUCAACGAAUGUCUCGCAGCCAGCGCCUCCUAUCGAGCGCCUAUCACGUCCGAUGGCAUUCGAUAAGAUGGAAUCAUUAGUCCGGGAGAUGCAAGACUCAGAGAACGGCGUACCCGUACGCAGCCAGAAACUAUUCUUGACGUCUAUUCCAUCUGCUUUCAUGGGUAAGUUUUGUGUAUAUAGAGUUGGGCAAACAUUGGAACUUAUUUUUAUAUCCCGUAUGUACUAUCCACCUCUAGGAUACGAUUUGAUAGAAUGGUUGAUGGAGCGACUAAGCAUCGAAGAGUCCGAGGCACUGAACAUUAGUAACCAGCUGUGCCAGCAUGGUUACUUCUUUCCCGUGUCCGACUCGAAGACGCUGAUGGUGAAGGAUGACUCCUCACUGUAUCGCUUCCAAACGCCAUACUACUGGCCCUGGCAGCAGAAGGCACCCGAUCAGAUCGAGUACGCGAUCUAUCUGGCCAAGCGGUCGUUGCGCAACAAGCAACGUCACGGGCUGGAGGACUAUGAAACCGAAGCGCUCGCCAGCCUGCACAAGAACCUGAAGGGCAAGUGGGACUUCAUACUGAUGCAGGCGGAGGAGCAGGUACGGUUGGCGAAGGAUCGCAAAAAAGGCGACAAGAUCGUGGGUGAUUCGCAGGAACGGGCGUACUGGCGUGUACAUCGACCACCACCCGGGCAGUUCACACCGCUCGAACCAUGUCCGAUACCGUCGCGUGAUCGGCAGGGUAAACCCCGCAAGCGUACGGUUGAAGACUGGCAGCGCGAGGUCGACAUCCUCAAGGCAUCGCUCGGCCGCAACCGGGUGAAGAUGUCGCAGGCGUGCGAAAGUCUGGUCGUGUACUACGAAACGUUCAGCGAGUACGAUCCAAUGAUGCAGCCACCGUUACCGUCGAACCCGUGGGUGACGGAGGACGUAAGCUUCUGGCAGCUGAACAACCCGGUCGUCGAGAUACCGACGGAGAAGCGCGUCAAGCGUUGGGGCAUCUCCAUCGAGGAGGUCGUCUCGGAUCCGACAGGGCUGCAGGAGUUUACGCACUAUCUCAAGAAGGAGUACUCGCACGAAAACAUACGCUUCUGGAUGGCGGUGAACGAUCUACGGCGCUCCUCGCAUUCGCAGAUUUCACGCAAGGUGAAGGAAAUCUACGAAGAGUUCCUGGAGCCUGGCGCACCCUGUGAGAUCAACAUCGACGGUAAAACGAUGGAGAAGGUACAGCAAGGUUUGAAAAAUCCGUCCCGAUUUGCGUUCGAUGCAGCAGCCGAACACAUCUACACGCUGCUGUUGAAGAAGGAUUGCUAUCCACGGUUCGUGCGCUCGGAACACUACAAGAGCUUGAUGGUGAACGCGAUACAGCCAUCGCUCAAGAAGCGUUUCUUUGGCUUUGGUGGUGGAGCGAAGAAGAAGGGUUCAACCUCGACCGCACCGAAUCCAUCGAUGCUUACGCAGCCCUCCGCCGGACCAGCAGGAUCGGGCAACGUCAACAGUCUGUCCAAGCGACGCGGUAGUGAUCGCAGCCUGUCCGGAUCAGCGCACGAACUGGCGAUAUCGGGCGUGAAGGAUUGUUCUAAAGUGCCACAUUCUCAUAGCCAAAGCAAUCUGAGUGACAUUCCUUACAGCGUAUCGAUCUACCGUGGUGAUAUGCCGUCCGGUGUUUAUGAGGGUGUCUCAUCAUCAUCUAGUAGUACACCCGUGCGGGGAAACGUACGAGUGACAGGUGGAAAGCAACAAGAUGUGAAUAAAAAUCUAGGAACUACACUCGAGGUAACGCUGGAAGGUUCCGUAUCGGGAUCGUGUGCCGUUUGCCCUUGGGAUACGCCCGUCAUCGAGAAACCGGCCUCAGAUACCGCCGUUUCUGUCUCGGUGUGUCCGUGGGACAGUGCCGAUGCAAAACCGGUACCGGCAAAAACGGACAGCAGUAAGCAGAAGCAGUACAGUGAUCUACCGCAAAGCACUACCGAGAUAAGCGAGGUUUCUGAACGGAUGAAACGAUCGUGUGGUUUGCGCCAGAACACACUCGAUGGUGACUUUCACAGCACCAAACGUUUGGCACCGGUUGUGACCGAACAGCGACGGGCUUCCAUGACGAUGGCUCCGAGAUUGUCGGAUCUACAGUUCUGUAUGCGUGCAAAUUCUACCGGUAGUGGUGCAACACCACCCGACAGUACCGGUUGUCUGGCGACUCUGCAACAACAGCAGCAGCAACCUAUCGCCGGACAUCAGCAGUACCUGCAGCAUCAGUCAUCGGUGCGCAUUUCGCAAGGAUCGCUAUCGACGAGCUUCGAGGAGAAGGAGGAAGGUUCAGGUACGGUGUUCUACAAUGCGGAAUCAGGCACCGCACCAACCAUCACCGAGGAGCACGUUGCGUUAGGUGGCGUUAUCAAUCCGGCAGAUGCUAACGCACCGCACGAGCGUUUGCAGGAUCGCCACCGGCAACAGUCGGGCGAAGAAGGUGGCGAAGGCGUCAAGGUACAGGAGCGGAGUGCUGCGGAUGGUGUUGGAACUACUAGUGCACGUGACGGAACGCUUCCACAACCAUUGCCAGCCACUGUUUGUGGUACGGAUACUAUCAUGAGUGCACCGUCCGAUUCCAUCAGCACGGUGCUCAGCACAGUGGGCACGGUGGACAUAAUGCAGCAGAAAGCAUACGGUACGGGCAGCGUCCCAGCAACUACAAAAGCGGUGUUGAACACACCGACUACUACUACUAUAUGCACGUCGUCGGCCGGUAUGGGCGGUGGAGUUAGGGAGACGAUCGAUGCGAACAGUCAGCGUCCGACGAACGUGGACACUGCACCGGAAUCAACCACUGGUACACCUAGAAUAAGUGUAAUCUAUGCAAAUACACCCGAGGAAGAGCAGACGCGCGAAAAGCAGUUGGAAGAGGAGGAGGAAGAGGAGGACGAAGCGGUAGAGAAGGAGGUUAAAGCCAUAGGGCAGCAGCAAGGCGGUGAUCUCUAUCGGAUGCAAACGCUCGACAGUGCAAGGGGCGAACCAAGACAGAGCAGUAUAGCGACCGACGGUACGAUCCGUUCGAUGCAUCAGCAUCCGGCCGGCACUAGUACGGCGGCAACGCAAACGAUUGACGUGCUGCAGGGUGACGUUGGGCAGGACAUGUCACCGCUCACCGAGGUCGAGGAUGGGUUCUACGUGGAGUCGCUGCGACAGCAACCACACGGCCCGGUCGGGAUUGAUCCAUCCGUGUACGACAUCAUCAUGGACGGCGGUGACAGCGGGUUGUUGCCCGGCUGUGUUGCACCGGCACCAACGCCCGCACCGUCAAUAGCACCGCUCGCCGAGGUAGAGCUAGAUCCACCGGACGACGAAACGGAACCGGACGAGCUCGAACCGUCUGCGGUUUGUGGGCAGACGAACGAACCACCGCCGGAACAACCUUCCAGCACAUCCGCGACGGUCGUUAUUGUCGAUGAUCUUACCAAACGCCGCAAGCGCAAGGAGCGCAAGGAUCGGGAGCAGGACACGAUUCGUGCGCAAAAGAGCGAAGAGGAGAACAGCGAACGGAAGGGCAACGCCGUCUGCCCGUGGGAUGAUGAAAGCGAAUCAGCAGCGGACGAUGCACCGUACGUGAAAACUUACUCCACGCUGGGAUACCUGUAGACUGCUCACGGAGCUAGAGCUAGUGUACAGUUUGUAUAUGGUGGAAGUGUAGCAAAGUAUGGUUAAGCGAUGAGAUGUGUGAACUUUGGAGCUAAAAACACACACACACCGAUGGCACCCGUUGGCUGCUGAUGCGGCUGAGCCAAGCAAAGCAAUAAUUGGACACAAUGCAUCAGAUGAGAUUGAGUCGCCACCUCCUUUCGUAGCUACUGGACACUAUCGCUUUGCCUUGUACUCGGGUGUUUUUUGGGUAGAUUGGUGUCACCAUUUUGAUUUUUUUGGUCACGAUUUGUGUGUACACCAUUUGGAAGUUAAUUUGUGUGUUUUCUUCCCAUCUGCUUCAGUUACAUUCAUGUGCAGCUGACUGUACAGAGCCAUAUUAGUGUAUUAGGUUAAGGUGAAUAUAGUUUUUUUUGUAAGUAUUUAUAUGUUACAGAUAAUAGUAUUAUACCAACAUAAAAUUUUAUACUAAUAUCUCUUAUUGAGUGAAUACUCGUAAGUCACUUGGAAGUUGAACAAUCAAAGAGCCCUUUUGCAAGAAAAUAAAAUCCAAGUUCAAGAGAUAUCGAUUCCGCCGAUGCGACAAAUAUAACGAUCUUGACCAGCCAUUAGACUUGUGGCGCCUGGGUGAGAUCUCGGACCUGGACAAUACAGAUAGGCUGUAAAUGGCGAUCACACAAACGGCUUUCGUGUUGGUAAUGCACACUACCGCGGAAGAUAUUCUUUGCACCUCCUCCUCCUCCUCCUCCUCCUCCUCCUCCACAUUCUCAAUUACCCCAACUCCCCUCUCUCCGAUCCCCAAGGAUGAGGUAGGUACGGUUGCAAUGCUGGAGCCCCUUACCGCAAACGGUGUGCCACGAAAGCCGUACAGCAGUUGAUCUUUACCAACCUAUCUGCGUCUCCAUUCCAGGAUGCGACCACACGGGUGUGACAAAUCAUGGAGCCAAAACAAAAAAAAACAAUUAAAUGACUGUCAAGGUCAAGAACUAUUUGCGAACGUUGACCAGUUUUGAGGAGAUGUCCGACUAGUGUUUGUAGUGAGCCAUUGGUAGAUUUAAGCAAUAAGCAUACACACACAUUCGUAUUUUGUUUUUUGUUGUUGUGAGAAAUGCAGCACUCUUUUAAGCAGUAAUAUCAGUCUUCCGGUUUGAGAGUGAUUCAUAUCGUGUGCAAAAAAGAAAAAAAAAGGAUGCAUGCUGCCAGGACUCAGGUUAGCCCGGUUGCCGCGGUGCAAUAAUUUCAAUAUCUCAAAAUGUACUAGUUAUAGCAUAAAUACUCAAUACGUACGCGUACACUUAGCAUACCCAUCUUCCGUGGAAAGAGGGAACAAUAGUAACCAAGCAACAGCAAAGCAAAUAAUCCGUUACCGUAACGGGUAACAUAUACAUUGUAUUACUCAUAUUAGACAUGUAGACAAAAAAAAAACCCUGGGAAGGGCAAGUGACAAAACGUAGUGGAAGGUGAAGAAGGUACUUUAUCAGCUUUAUGUACCAUUCGGUACAAUACGGUAGUGGGUACGAUAUUAGCAGCUAUUUUGCAAAAAAAAACGUACAUUAAUGAUGCGUUACCUGCUAGUGUAACGCUAACAGGAUCGUCACUAAAGUCUAUAGCUAACAAUUUGCUUUUUCUUUAAUUAACAAAACGUUUUAGUUAAGGUCUUUUCGUUCGCGAAACAACACCUAAUAUAAACAUAGGCAAUUAGUUAAAUACUUUCCCGUGUGCUUCGCCUGAAUAACAUCAGUAUAGAAUUCCUUGGAAUUGCAAAAUGACUACGUUUUCACAGUAUUAUUCGCUUGAGUAGCAUUUUUGGUGGAUAGCAAAGCAAUAGCUUAACACUUUGUUAGAAGAAAACCCAAUUUUGUUGCAAUUCGUUUAGGUUGGAAAACCACCAUAGUACCCGUACGUUGUGGUACUGUAGUGUUCACACGCAAUAUAGGGUAUAGGAAGGUCUUUUCCUGAGGAGUGCGCAUUGCAUAUUCCCUGCCCCAUCUCUGACGUAACGUUUAGCGCGUAACGCGUUACGCGAGUCGUUUCUUCACUUACCUAACGCUCUACUCGCACCUUACCCGUGUAAGAGAGCAUCCAUUCCCAUCGGAUCACAACAUAUCCUAACAUUUACCAAAUGAUCAUCACAUCCUUCUGCAUCGACGCUAACACUACAAAAAACCCCCCUGCAAGUUAGCGCAAGUCUCUUUAUAGGAAUAAAAUUUGCAAUAUUACACCAUAGAUGCUUGUAACAAAACAACAACAACAACAAAAACACGUUUAAAAACAUAAUAAUCAAUGCCUCUAAUCAACUGAAUGCAAUACCGGUUAGCAAAACAAACAUUGCGGAUCCCGGAUGAAACUAUCUCAAGUAACUAAGCUUAAGGUUUACUCGGCGCUCGAUAAAUAUUGGUGACAUUAAGCAACUAGCGGGUAACGCUACAGUUAAGCUAGUGGGACGUUACUACUAAGGUAUAUAAAGAAAGAGUAGCUGCUUAGGUGUAAUAAUGUUUGCGACUUUGGAAAAUGGGCAGGCAUGGGAUACGAGAUGGGAAAAAGAAAAGCGCUGGAAGCGUUUUUCUAAGGUUACAGAACGGAAUCGAUAUCGUUUGAUCAGCUGAUGCAUAAUAACGGCAUUUGAUAUAAAAAAAACAUCCAAAGUACUUCGAGUUUUACACUAAUAACUCCUUCAGUUUUGUUAUGUAUAACAAGUUUGGUUGAAUCUUAAGUAUACUGGUAUACUGUUAUACAACUUUGGUGUACUGUGAGGAAAAACUCUAUUUUUUUUCUCUGGAAGGUUUAUCAUUUUUUUCUCCUAUAAAAUUUGCUAUAAAAUCUACUGUUAUACAACUUUAGUAUACUGUGAGGAAAAACUCUAUAUUUUAUUUUCUCUGAAAGUUUUAUCGUUUUUUUCUACUAUAAAAUUUGCUAUAAAAUCUUUCAUUUCAUUUCUGUGUGCAUUUGGAUUACUAAUAAUUUUACUAUAAUUUUUUUUUGAUUCGGGAUUUGAUCCACGACCGAGUCGUGUGCUUGACCGUAGGUCAAGUCCAACGACCGUGGGCUCGCUAUCAUUUCUUAACGUUAGAAUGUAUUUUUAAUCUUCCAUGGUAGCAAUACCAGACCUCUAGUUCCGUUUUAGCAAGCAACUAGUGAUAUAAAGAUCGACCUAAUACAUUCGAACGGGCGGCGAGAUGUGACAGUGUUACGAAUGUUUGUACGUGCACUCUUUCGAUGCUGUCAUGUCAAAACGCUUUGUGUGCCAAAUGUGUAAAACGGUUCAUACAAUCUAGCAACAUAACCAUACUAUCUUUGCUACACACACACCUAAAUCCCAGCAUUGCCGAUUGCAGUGAGUUUCGUAUGGGACAAACACGCGCGCUAAGGAACGGUUUUGCGAUCGAAGGAACAGUAUGACAGUAAUGCAAUAAUAGUAACCGGAGUGAUCGUGAAUGUGAACAGGCAUGAGCCGGAAGGGUGGCAAAAAUAUUUACUUAACAAACAAAAAAACAAAACAAACCCCAAUUUCCGAAACAAUAGACAAACAAAUAUGUCUGAAAAACACUUCAUAUUUAUCCAUGUGGAAUGGUUGUUGUUUUACAUAUAAAGCGAAAACAAAGUACUUUUUGCAAAACAAAAAAAACUGAAGCAGACGCACACAAAUAACACUAGAAGCUGUUUUCUAUUUACUCGAUAGCUAAUCAUGAAACAGAAGAUAAAACCUUCAUAAUCCUAGCAAAGGAAAGAGGAAUAGAGAAAGGAAUAAAGAAGAAAAGAGAGAAUGAAAGAGAGAAAGAAACAUAUUAUUGAAAAAAUAAGAAUGCAUAGGUAAACUUUCUUAAAGUAAAACAAAAAAAGAGCACACAUACGGACAAGAAAAAAAAAAUAAGAGAACAUUAGUGUCUCAGAUAGAAAGAAAAUGAAGCUCAAAUCAGUCAAAUGAAAUAGAACUCAAAGCAAGAAAAAAAAAGAAACCCCAAGAUUGUCACACAAUCGUACCGCCGUAUGUGUAUGUGUGUGUGUAGUAUUUAGCUGUGUGUGUGCGUGGGCAGCACUAGGUAAACUAGGGGCAGAAAGGAUCCAAAUAAUAGGCAAAAAUAAGCCCGUCUUGCAAAACAAACAACAAAAAUCCAAUUGAGAUGCCUAUUAAUCAAUCAUAAAUAUCUAAUGCGCAGUAAGACUUUUCUCACUAACUGAGGAUUACUAAAUCAAACGAAAUGGUAAGAUUGCUUGUAUGAAUGAGAUACUACAAAAUGGCCGCAUAUGGCGAUACUACCGGCCAGCCAUUACGGCACAGUAUGAUGCUGACGAUAAGAUGGUUCAAAAGCUUUACGUUAUUUUAAGUGAACUUUGACAUUAUAAAUUAGAAACCAAUUAACAAUUAUUAAAACAAUCUUGCAAUAUUAAUCAAAAUUAUUAGCAUUUUUUUCCUUCUUUUAAACUUAAGCAUUUUUUGCUCUUUUACUUUUAUUUUCUCUCUUUCUAAAUAUUUGUUUUAGAAAAGAAAAUUCGAAAGACUUAAGCAUUCUGUUUCCCAUCUGAAAGGUAGUACGAGUGUAUUAGUAAGAUUUGGGGAUGGUAAUUGGAAACACCAAAAACCAAUAAACCUCCCCCGAAAAAAAACCGGAUGAUAACGAGUGAGAAACAGGAUAACAAAGAGAAUGGAUAGAAUUAUUAGCAAAUCAAAGAAACAAAAACACAAAAACUCGAGAUAUAAGAAAUUCAAAGAGAAAGAAAAAUGCAAAAGUUGAAAGAAAGAAAAAGAGAAAGAAAAAGAGAAAAAGAAAGAGAAGGAAAACGUUGUAACAAGUGCAAAACAUUAGCAACCAAAAACCGCUAUUCGUGUAAAGGCACCAAUGUAUUAAAAUGCCCCUAAAUUGUAUUAUUGCCAAAAGCAGUAUGGCAAACAGCCAAACCUCCCCCCCCAAAAUUGGAUAACUUAUGCGGUCUAAAGAAAUGGAACAAAAAAGUUGUAGAAAGGAAGCGGAAAGUGAUGGAAGUGGCAACAGGAUGAUGUGCAAAAACCCAUCUAGUGAACAUAAUAAAAUCAAGCUAAAAACAAAAAAAAAAUAACGAAGUAUGUAAAACAUGCCACCGGUUAGGAAGUAAUUGAAUAAUAAUACUGGAUGCAUACUCAAAUAAACCCCAUUUAAAAUUGCAAAGUGCAACAAAAAAAAACAAAACGAAUCCCUAAACUUACAAUAUAUUGUGCACUAGAAAUUUUGGCCUGCUGUCAAGUAUUGGUUUAGUCUCAACAAUUUUUGUCUCAAACUCAGUCUCUAACUGGAACGGGAUACGGUAGAAGAUGAAAAGAUCUUUUGCCAUGUGAAGGGAAAACGGAAAACAUCUCCAAGGAACGUGAGCUAAACUAAUAUUGAGAGGGCAUUUAAAGUAGUAAGAAGUAAGACACAGAAAUGCAGCCUAAUUAGGAAGUGAUGGGAAAAUCUUUUCAACGUAACUAGUAGACGGCAUACGUCUUUAAAAGGGUAUUAUUAUAGUACAAUGAGUAAUAAAAUCAACCAGAAAAUUUAAAGACUCGUGGAUGGUUAAGAAAAAGAGCGAGAGAGAGAGAGAGAGAGAGAGGAAGACGGUGAAAGAGAAAAAAAGAGAAAAAGAGAAAAAGAGAAAAGAAUAGAGGGAUCGGUUAGAUGAAAUUGGUGAAUUUAUUAAAUUGUUACAAAAUUCCAAGUCUAAGUGUUAAAAAAAAAUAUUGGAGAACAAUAGCUUCAUGUGGGGUAUAGUUAAAAAAACCAAAAAAAAAAACAAAAACCGCGGGCGAUAAAAGUAGGGUUAGACAAAUCUGCAUUUUUCCUUUACACCCGUAUUGAUUCGUAAGUAUUUUAUUUUCUGUUUUUUCGGGUAAGUCAAAAUUAAGAAAUAAAGAACAAACAAAAAAAACAAAAAACAAACAGGUUAUCUUACAACACUUGUGCACACAACUAUAGGUGCGUGAACCGGGGAGGGCAAAAGAGUGAUAGAGUAUAGUGCGUAACCAGGUGUAGAGAGCUAAAGAGUGGUAGGAAAUAUUAAAAAGACAAAAAAUAUAUAACACACAACAAAAAAAAAACAAACAAACAAACGCUGCUAUAUGGGCAGCCGGCGAACGCAAAUGUUCAAUCAAACACUAUAUACUCAAAAAAAACCCCAUUUUGAAAUUGAUAUGUAUAGGUGCAGAUGUAAAACGUAAACGUCAGAUUGGUCUCUCGGUCAGUUUUGUGUUUUGUGUGGUUUUGGUUGCUUGUUAAACUAACCUUAUGCUUCGGUUUCGAUUGUUGACAUUUAAAUAAUAGAUAUUUGACAUUUAAUUGAACGUUGUUUGGUAGUUCGAUCUCUUUCCCCCACACACGCGUAUAUUGAAUUAUUCCAAUAUGGAGAAUAACUUUCGUUCACAUAUUGGGGUUCAGUGCUUCGUAUUUGACAGAAAAUGUUUCGAGGAAAAAAAACAAAAUUUAACAAAAUAUGCAAAUAAACAAUAGCAACAAUCAAAAUAAGGUUUAGAACAGACAUUGGUGCUUAAUUUUAAUUUCAUCUAAUAUGUUACUUAGAGCGGUCGCGUGAAGCGUAAUAAUUUUGGCAUUUAGUUUAUAUUUAACAAAAACAAAAAAAACAAAACUUACCAAUUGUACUUGUGGCUCGGCUAUCGUAGUGACAAGAGAGUGGCUAGAAGCUGUUUUGCAAAAUCAUACAUACCCCUGUAAUUCACACACACACAUGUGCGAGCCAGUUCGUCGAUCUUUGCGGAUCGUCAAAUUGUGCGUGUGGAGGCUGUGGCUUGCCCAGUGUACCAGCUGACAAGCCAUCUAUCGCCGUGAAAAGUGUCAACAACCGAAGCUAUAAAGAAACAAAAAAAUACACCGAUUAGUGUGUGUGUUUUGUGUAUGUACAUCCUGUCGGUAAUGUAAUGUAAUGGAAGUAAGCAAAACCAAAUGUUAUACAAUAGAACGCAAGUGAACCCCCACGAUUUGGCUAAAACAGGAAAAAAAACAAAAUCAUCUCCACCAUUUGUCACACAAGAAAAAGGAUGUUAAAGCAUAACAAUACAAUUCACUACCAUUCAUUCUGCAGCCCUAUUUCCUUACAUUGCAUUGGAUUGAUGUAAAAUUCAAAAUUAAAUCAACCAAACAACAAACUCUUAAACCGCUGUGAAUGUUAUGACUAAUUAAAGAUAUAAACAUUGAUAUGGAAUCGAAACGGGCAAUGGUGUGCGUAAGGUAUGCGGUACAGUGUGUGGCGCUUGUUUAUGUGUGCCGAGCCACCAUCACGCGGCAUGACAGUUGCGCUAUCUGUCGUGUGACAGAUGCGCUCAGAAAAGCUUGUGAUUGAAAAGAUGGAGAAAUUUUAUUUCCCGCUUGUGGUGGUUGACAGGAAUGUAGCUUAAAGUGAGAAGAAGAAAAACAGAGAAAAGAGAACGAGCGGUGGUAUGUUUUUGUGUGCGUGAGGGAGAGAGAGAGACAGAGAGCGAGAAAAAGAGAGAGAGAGAGAGCGAGAGAGAAAGAUAUGCAAAUGAAAAAAAAAACAAAAUGGUUGGCUAGCUUGUCUCACACACCAGCAGAGACUUGGUUGGGUGCGAAGAAGUGGACAUACAGGAGAUAUGGUACAAACAUGCAGAGAUUGCAAAACGUACAAAGGCGAUCCUUGGAAGGAAAACAACAACAACAAAAACAGAUGAAACAUUGCUAUAUCAUUAUGUUGUAGAGAGAAUCAAAUAAAACUACAAUAAAAGUAUAAACACGCUGAUCGGGAUAA